Molecule: messenger RNA, 2562 nt
Organism: Vanessa atalanta (red admiral)
Lineage: Eukaryota; Metazoa; Arthropoda; Insecta; Lepidoptera; Nymphalidae
Gene: sano
Exons: 6
Coding region: 338-2215 (625 amino acids)
Source: RefSeq, a predicted model, not a curated record
GAGACUUGACGCGUUACGGACGUGUCGCAUCGUCCGUGUCAUUUCGUCCGAAAUCGACUAAACUUAUGUGUACAUCAUUAGAUUUUUGAAUUAAGUGUUUUAAAGUGAUAAAUUUAUCUAUAUAAUACGUUAAUUGUGCCUGUGUUUGGUUUGAGUUUUGUGUUUAAAGGUUUUUGAACCGCAUAAAGAUACUUUUAGGUUAUUCGAAUUUCGGGCUGCUGUAAAUACAUAGAUCGCUACGUGUAAAUUUAUUCAGAAGAUUACUCAAUAAUUCCAUCUUCAUUUAUAUGAAAAACUUCACCAGGCGGCCUGUUUGUAAGAUGUGACUAAACUCACCAUGGCAGCCACAGACGGCCAAGUCGUGGUCGCGGCAUCCCGCUGGUCAGACGAAGGCCACUACCUCAGAGAGUUCGUUGUGAAGAACCGACUCCCAAAUGUUUGUAAAAUCAUUAAAGGCCAGUAUGGUGGCCUUGGAGUACCAACGCUACCGAGUCCUGGCUUACAGAGUACAGCCUUACUCGUAUCGGCAGGGAAAAGAAAGAAAAUUAUCGCCCAAGCCAUAAAGUUAAAGGAGGGAAGACGAAUGGUCAGCGUUGGGCCCAGAAUUGCCAUCCCCGAAACUUAUAAAGGUUAUUUCGAAUUAUUAAGUGAAGAAGGUAGAGCCGUCCGAUGUAUAGAACAUGUAUCAGAGCUAGCAAGAAGAAAACUGGACGACGGGUGUUUAGUUAGAGAGCCUGUUAGGGUAAUAUGCGCAAAAAUUGAUUUAGAUGGAAACCUCACGGCUGAUGGAGCAAGAAACCUACCAGCUGGUGAAGUCAUAAUGCCCAGAGGAGAAGCGUUUUUAGGUAAAAAUAAAUAUUUAAAGUGUACUGAUUCUAAGGGAGAUACUAUUUUGCUAAGCUUAGAUCAAAGGGGCAAGUUCUCAGCUGUUGCUAAAGAAGAGAAUAUAAGUGGAGUUCACACUGCGAAAACAUUACUAACAAAACGAUUGCCUAUUACUGUUAGACUCGUACAUGGAACUCCGCCUAGAGGCUUAAAAAGUACGAGCCAUUUUGUUCCAGAGCUAAGGCUGCUAUCGCUGUUCGAAGAAGAUCAUGUUUUUGCUUUACCAUUACAAAAAGAAGGGAACGCGCUUGUUGCAUUGCCACUUGCAGCUCCAUUGAAAAUGCUAAGAUGUAAAAAUGAAGAACAUAUCAAGAACUUUAUGGAAUUCUCCAGACUUCUUGAAAAAUGUAAUAGGUUGCUCGUAGACGUAGUAGAUCGAAUACAUGUACUAGAUGGUAAACUUGGCGAUCCUAAAAGAUUACUGAACGCGACUCCCCAUGCUCCACCUAUAAUAAAAACUGGAUAUUUUUUGAGAAGGAGUGCAUCAUCGGACUCAGCUAAUCAACACAAAUACAUAAAUCGUCACAGUCACAUUUAUAGCAGUCACAGAGAUGAUCACAGUAUCCCAGAUGAAUAUGACGAAAUAGAUCAAAUUUAUGACUACGUCAGAGGAUUUGCUCCUCUACCUAAAAACAUUAAAGCUUCAUAUUGCAAUGAACUAACAAGACAUGAAUCUGCACCUUCGUCACCCGCAGCUACGCCGAUACAUAUGCCCUUAAUAACUGAAAUCAAACCUGAGCCUCCUCCGAUAGAGACGAUACCAACUAAGAAACCUUUGAACCAAAAAGCCGAAAAGAGAACACGCAAAUCAAUCAAUAUAACAAAAGAAACGCCAAUAACAAUAUACAAAGAGAAAUGUUCAAUUGCACCAGCGCCUAAUUUGCCGAAGCUGUACAUUAAAAACAGUGUAAGUAAUAAUAAAGGUAGGGUGUUACUGAGUCAAAAGAGUCAUUCGCCAACUAAAGAGGCACCUAGUCCUGGAACUAGUCCUAUCCGCCCUUUAGCUAAGGGAGAUUCUCCUAUCUUUAAUAUACGUUACAAAAGUCUAUCCAAUAUCCACCAGGCCAUGGAAUUAGAUGGUACGUUAGAUUCGAGUCAUUCGGGUGGCAGAACGUCAGGGGAUUCUGGCAACGGUCCAAAGUUACCGGAGAAAAGAUCAAGAAGAUUAAGCAGACCUAAAUCUUUGACGAAUUUAGUUUGGGAGUUGAAAGGGUGUCCUGUUGAAACAAAUGAAAAGUCCAAAUCUAGAGUUAAAAACGAAGGCUACAAGAAGAUUGGAAACAAAUUAUCUUUGGGAACGCAAAAACGAGUGCCUACGCUGUAUCUUUAGUUCUUGGUCCACAUUGUCCGCAUCAAAAUCGACAAAGCAGAGACCAAAACCAGAAGAGCAGCGAACGAACACGAAAACAAACGAACAUCACAAACAAAUCGUCUCGAAAAUCAUUUGACAACAUUAGAAUUGAUAUCUCUAUACCGAACUUAGCAUUACUUAGACCAGAGGCCUAUUAUUGUUAUAAUAACUUGAAAUAUGUUAAUUGUAUUAACAAUUGCUUUGGAAAUAACUAAGAAGAAUCAUCAAGAAAUUUUUUUUUAAUCAAGACAUUUCAACAAGACAAAAGCGUUCAUUCAGCCUAUUCCAAUCGUAAAAGGAGUUUUUACAUAUAAACAAACUUUAAA